AUGGACGACACAAGCAUGCAGACCCCUGGCGAUGCCUUGUCCUAUAUAACUCCAAUCGGCUUCUCUUACUAUGCCAAGUCCACAUCUCUUACUCCUGAAUACUACCAGACCCUGCUGGAUCACUACUGGAGGCGCUCCGGGACGACCCUCUACCGACCGGACCAACUCCACGCGUGCUGCGUUCACUACACCCUCCGCUUGGACUCCACCCAGUUCAAGCCCACCCGAGAUCAACGACAAACCAUCAACCGGUUCAACAAGUACCUGACUGGCGAUGCCUACAUCAAGGAGGCAGCUCGUCUCCACCCCCGGUCACGCGAGCAGGCGAAGAAACGGGACUCUGAGUUCGACUUGAUCGAGAGGGUCCACGAGGCGGAAUAUGACUCCCUGCAGCUGCCUCCAGAGCCCGCCCACGUCUUCACCGUUACCCUGGAAGAUGAUGUCUUCACCGAGGAAAAGUACCAAGUGUAUGAGAACUACCAGCGAGUCGUUCAUGGGGAGGAGCCGGCCGACAUCACUCGCCGCGGCUUUCAACGCUUCCUAUGCGAGUCCCCGGUCCAGCGCAAGACAAUCACGACGCCUGACGGCAAGGAGCAAAAGCUUGGUUCAUUCCAUCAAUGCUACCGUUUGGAUGGGAAAUUAGUAGCCAUCGGUGUACUAGAUCUGCUUCCUCACUGCGUCUCCGCCGUAUACUUUCUCUACCACGAGUCCAUUCACAAGUUUGCACCAGGGAAGUUGGGCGCGAUCCGUGAGAUUGCUUUAGCACAGGAAGAUGGCUAUCGUUACUGGUAUCCGGGUUUCUACAUUCACAGUUGUCCCAAGAUGCGAUACAAGAUGGACUACACGCCCCAGUAUAUCCUGGACCCUGAGACGCUGGCUUGGGAUCUCAUGGACAAGAGAGUUACGGGUCUUUUGGACAAUAAGCCAUACCUGAGCUUAUCGAAGGAGAAAGCUGAUGAGCCAGCUGCCGAGGGAGCCAAAGAUGCUUCAGUUCAGUCUGCAGCCGGCCAAGAAGAAUCGACAGAAGACCUCAGGGAGGUUGAGGACGAUGACGACGACGAUACGUUCUUGUUCAAUACCGGUAUGCCGGGCAUCAUGUCGCUUGACGAGAUCCGCUCACUCGAGGAGAUGGACCACAUCAAGCUGCGGAUAGAUGGCUCUGGACUACUUUUCGAGACUGGCGAUCUCGUCGCGUGGGAGCGUCAGGAUGUCGGGGUGAGCGGAUGUCUCAAGGCUGGUAUUGCGGAGCUGGUGGCGGCCUUGGGACCCGAGUUGUUGGAGAAUAUGGUGGUAGACUUUUGGAAUCCUAAUUUGUGA
Molecule: messenger RNA, 1317 nt
Organism: Colletotrichum fioriniae
Lineage: Eukaryota; Fungi; Ascomycota; Sordariomycetes; Glomerellales; Glomerellaceae
Gene: ATE1
Product: Arginyl-tRNA--protein transferase 1
Biological process (GO): protein arginylation
Cellular component (GO): cytoplasm
Molecular function (GO): arginyl-tRNA--protein transferase activity
Source: RefSeq, a predicted model, not a curated record